This is a messenger RNA of Sitophilus oryzae (rice weevil), 2401 nucleotides long. RefSeq names its product kelch-like protein diablo (gene dbo). Gene Ontology annotation, molecular function: protein binding. Lineage: Eukaryota; Metazoa; Arthropoda; Insecta; Coleoptera; Curculionidae. The transcript is spliced from 8 exons. The record is from RefSeq and is a predicted model, not a curated record. The coding region runs from base 281 to 2029 and encodes 582 amino acids.
AUAACAAUAUUUAGGAUAGACUGUGCUGUGAAUAUAGAAAAUUAAUAUUUUAUUGUAUUGCUGUGCAAGAACAUUUUCUAGUAUUCUUAUUAGGAUUUCUCAACUUUUUCAUCAGUGAGCCGUUAUUAAAACUUUGUCAUCAUUUUUUCACCAGAGUUUAUACACGAUCUAAAGGAAAUACCAAUAAAAACAUUAUUUUUAACAGAUAGAUUCGGUGUGGGGUUGGGCGUCACCGCCCUUACGCCUUCAAUUCGCCUCCCAUUCGCGGGGGCCUUGCAGAAUGGGUGAGACAACAGGAGGCGAUCGACCACCAUCUCCUGCUCGACUUACUCAUACAUCUGACAAGCACCCAAAGAACACAUUGACGGAAUUGAAUUUGCUUCGUAGGCAUAGAGAGUUAUGUGAUGUUGUACUGAAUGUUGGAGGAAGAAAAAUAUUCGCUCACAGAGUAAUACUAAGUGCAUGCAGCCCUUAUUUUCGAGCAAUGUUUACUGGAGAGUUAGCCGAAUCUAGACAGACUGAAGUAACAAUUAGAGAUAUAGAUGAAUUGGCUAUGGAUUUGCUUAUAGACUUUUGUUAUACUUCUCAUAUUGUUGUUGAAGAAUCUAAUGUCCAAAUGUUGCUACCCGCAGCUUGCUUACUACAACUUACAGAAAUUCAAGAUAUUUGUUGCGAGUUCCUUAAAAGACAACUGGACCCAUCUAAUUGUCUGGGCAUAAGAGCUUUUGCAGACACUCAUUCAUGCAGAGAGUUGUUGAGAAUAGCAGAUAAAUUUACUCAGCACAAUUUCCAAGAAGUGAUGGAAUCGGAAGAGUUCAUGUUAUUGCCUGUAGGGCAGUUGGUGGACAUAAUUGCAAGUGAUGAAUUAAAUGUGAGAACUGAAGAACAAGUAUUUAAUGCAGUAAUGUCAUGGGUAAAGUACAAUGUAGCAGAAAGGAGACAGCAUCUUCCCUCAGUUUUGCAGCAUGUUAGAUUGCCCUUACUCAGCCCUAAGUUUCUUGUUGGAACCGUGGGGUCAGAUCUGUUGGUUAGAUCGGAUGAAUCUUGCAGAGAUUUAGUAGACGAAGCAAAAAACUAUUUGCUUUUGCCUCAAGAGAGGCCUUUAAUGCAAGGGCCUAGAACUAGACCAAGGAAACCAACAAGGAGAGGUGAAGUGUUGUUUGCUGUUGGUGGUUGGUGUAGUGGAGAUGCCAUAGCUUCAGUAGAAAAGUUUGAUCCUCAAACAAUGGAAUGGAAGAUGGUAGCACCAAUGAGUAAAAGAAGGUGUGGAGUUGGUGUGGCAGUGUUAAAUGAUUUGUUGUAUGCUGUUGGAGGACAUGAUGGACAGAGUUAUUUAAAUAGUAUAGAGAGGUAUGAUCCACAAACAGACCAGUGGUCGUGUGACGUAGCACCGACGACAUCUUGUAGAACAAGCGUUGGAGUUGCUGUUUUAGAUAAUUUAUUAUAUGCAGUUGGUGGUCAGGAUGGUGUGCAAUGUUUAAAUCACGUCGAAAGAUUUGAUCCAAAAGAAAACAAAUGGUCCAAAGUGGCGCCAAUGACUACCAGAAGACUAGGCGUAGCUGUUGCAGUUUUAGGAGGCUAUCUGUAUGCUAUAGGUGGUUCUGAUGGACAAUCUCCUUUAAAUACUGUUGAAAGGUACGAUCCGCGUCACAACAAAUGGACGCUAGUUAGUCCUAUGUCUACCAGACGGAAACAUUUAGGCUGUGCUGUAUUUAACAAUUUAAUUUAUGCUGUUGGCGGUAGAGAUGAUUGUAUGGAACUGAGUAGCGCCGAAAGAUACAAUCCACAUACAAAUACGUGGAGUCCAAUAGUGGCUAUGACCUCGAGGAGAAGUGGGGUUGGCUUGGCAGUGGUCAACGGCCAAUUGUACGCCGUGGGCGGAUUCGACGGUACAGCUUACUUGAAAACGAUCGAAUUCUACGACACGGAGCAGAAUCAGUGGCGUCUGUGCGGUUCUAUGAACUACAGGCGAUUGGGUGGCGGAGUCGGCGUUAUGCGGGCCCCGCAAACGGAGAAUCGCAUAUGGUAGUUUUCGCGAUUGUUGACGCCACACUUUCUCUACUUCCACGACGAGGUAUGACGGUGGUAGCUGGACUUUCGAAUGGAAGUUGUCCGUUCCAAAGUCUACUCCGAUAAUGUCAGAUAACUGAGAUGAGUACCUGCCAGAGAAGACAGUACGAUAAUCAACAUUUUGUCUCAAGUCCCUAGGUAUUAUAGAGUACUGCAAUUAUAUUCAUUUUACCUUAGUUUAGAGGCGGGAAAUUCGAAAUUGAGAGCAUAAUAUAGUUAUAGAAUCACCCUAUAUACAUAUACAAGGUGUCCCAGGCUGAGCGUGCAUUAGGAGUUUCUAGAGAACUGUAAUAUCUAGAUCGGAGAUUUUUUGCACAUCAUUGUUUUGCAA